Messenger RNA from Spea bombifrons (plains spadefoot toad), 1926 nucleotides. RefSeq names its product cytoglobin (gene CYGB). The transcript has 3 exons. Bases 255 to 794 code for a protein of 179 amino acids. The record is from RefSeq and is a predicted model, not a curated record. Gene Ontology annotation, biological process: oxygen transport. Gene Ontology annotation, molecular function: iron ion binding; heme binding; oxygen binding. NCBI's taxonomy places the organism in Eukaryota, Metazoa, Chordata, Amphibia, Anura, Pelobatidae.
GAGGGACGGGGAGAUGAGAUGUUUGCUCCCUGCCUCAGCAUUCUGACAAUGCCUUCAAAUAUCUUACUUUUGAUCAGUUUAUUUCAGGGCUGAGAAACACACACAGGCACACACAGGAGCUAUGGACAUAGCUGGGAGGUCUGACAAUUAGACAGCAACCUGCCCAGAUAUCCUCACUACACCCCCAUCUUCGUGAGCUCAGGGGGCUCUCAUUCCUGGUUUGGGGACUGUGGUCAUUUCAUCGUGACGGGUCAAUGGAGAAAGUCCAAGAAGAGAACAACAUGGAGAGGUGGGAUAGGCUGGAGGAGAUUACGGAGAGCGAAAGAGACAUAAUCAAGGAGACCUGGGCACGCGUGUAUGCCAACUGUGAAGACGUUGGUGUCUCUAUACUGAUCAGGUUCUUCGUCAACUUCCCCUCUGCCAAGCAGCAUUUCAGCCAAUUCAAGCAUAUGGAAGACCCCCUGGAGAUGGAGGGCAGUGUGCAAUUACGCAAGCAUGGCCGGCGCGUGAUGGGGGCAGUCAACAGCAUUGUGGAGAACAUUGGUGAUCCAGACAAAGUGACUACCGUCAUAUCAAUUGUGGGGAAAAGCCAUGCGCUGAAACACAAUGUGGAUCCUGUGUAUUUCAAGAUCCUGACUGGGGUGAUGCUGGAGGUCAUUGCAGAAGAGUAUGCCAAAGAAUUCACCCCAGAGGUACAGCUAGCUUGGAACAAACUACGGAACAACUUAUACACUCAGAUACAGGCAACAUACAAGGAGGUGGGCUGGACACAAUAUCCUAGUAACUCUGUGUGAGCACACUAAUCCCCCAGAGAUGCCCCAGCCAAGGACUUCACACCCUGACUGUCUCAGAUCACCCAGACCUGGGGCAGUUGGGGUACACAGGUGGGAAGGGGUGGGUGGGCAAUGGGUGGGAGGGCAUUUAACCCCUUUGCUGCAUGAUUGGACUGUAGCACAUUGGGGCAGCAUAGGGGGUUUGGUGUGGAAUUGUUGCUAAAACCAGUGCUGGGUGGGUCUUUUCAAAAUGGUAGAUAAGCGUGGUGGAUUUGGCAUAGCCGAACAAAUACUUAGCCAAAACACAAUGGAAUGGAGACUGUGGGUGGGAUGUAAAGGAUUGAAGACAGUGGCUGUGAUGCCAAAACAUUUUGCAACCUCAGCCAUGUACUGAUUUUAGAACAUUUAUAUUGGGAGGAAAUAUCUAUCAUGUUAAGUCAAGUACUUUUCAAACCGAUCCUGCCAAGCUCUUUUCUGUCCCACAUGAUAACAUGAUACUUUACAGAAUCCAAAUCCUAGCCCUUAAAAAUUAAGUUAAUAAUCAUUCCAAUAUGGACACAAUCCCACCCAACAAUCCCACACUCUUGUACUUGGCAUGCAGGAAAACAUGGGGGUCAUAUCCCAGUCAAGCUAGCUCAUGACUUGUCUGGCAACACCUCAAUAAAGGAAAGCAAUUGUCAUACUGGUAUAGAAAAGGUUUAAUUCACACUGUUCUGCCAUCUUGUUUCGUCCCAUGCCAGUAGGGGAUUUUAGCGGGACCAAAUUUAGAGGCUAUCAAACAAGAAAGGCACUUCUAAGGGAGAGAGGAGAAAAGUGAUUUAUUACAAGAGAGGGUUGGACAUGAGUUUUCUGUGUCAAAUUAAUGUCAUAUCUGUUAGCUGGAAUAUACGCUAAAAACAAAUCUUUGCCCUCUUGCAAUAAAAUGACGAAUAUGAAGCAACAAUACUGGAUGAAGGGCUCAUUAAGAGUACAAGAUUGGCACAUUUACAUAUCGUGGGUGGUAGGAAUGGAAUUAAGUUGCGGGUGGGCGAGAGGAUUUUGGAAUAGACCCAGCUGUAUACACCCCUGGGCUGUGAGAUGUUGUGUCAUAAUUCUGUCUGUCCUUAUAAUGUUCUGUUUUACUGUGAUCUAUAAAUAAAGGAAUACUAUUGGA